This is a messenger RNA of Nilaparvata lugens (brown planthopper), 2519 nucleotides long. RefSeq lists its product as uncharacterized. NCBI's taxonomy places the organism in Eukaryota, Metazoa, Arthropoda, Insecta, Hemiptera, Delphacidae. The transcript has 3 exons. The record is from RefSeq and is a predicted model, not a curated record. The coding region runs from base 75 to 680 and encodes 201 amino acids.
GCGGAUAUUUGCAAGUGUUGUCCGCAGUUUUCGCCGCUCAGAGUGACUCAGUUGUCCGCCGACAGUCCGUCAGGAUGGACGGUUAUAGUGGGUGGCUCGCUGUCACAGCUGCUCUGCUCUUGGCUAUUGUGUCUAGUGUCAAUGCAGACAGUGCAGACCGUUCAGCAGCGGCGCUGAUGUCAUGCGAGGUGUGUGGCUCUGACGGCGAGGUGGAGCGUGCAUUCGGCAGCGAGCGAUUCGAGGCAUGUCAAUCGGACCCGCAUGCACCCGUACACUCACACCGACAGUGCCCCCUGGGCUACAGGGCAUGCGUCACAAGGCUACAGGCGAAUGGUGGCGAAAUAGUGAGCAAAUCGUGUGCGGAGCGAGCAGUGAGUGGCUGUCACAACAUCAACCUGGACAUCUACUGCUACUGCACCCAACCAAACUGCAACGUCAACGCAAACCUGCCAAUCAGGGUCGUAUCCCUCCACCACAACCACGCCCACGAAUCGGACGAAGACGACGACGAUCAAGAAGGCAGUGCUGACGACAGUGGUCGGCCACACGUCACUACUUCUAGGCCUGUGGAGACCCUAGCAACUCCCAAGCAAAAGACCAGUGAUGCCAACUGUAACCACCAUACAUUGGUGGGCUUAUUUCUGUGUGUUAGUGUUGCUCUAAGGACGGUGCUGAGCUGACAGUGAUAGUGAUAAAUAUACACUGACCAUAAAUUGGUGGGGUAUUGUACUGUGAGUUAGUAUUGCUCUAAGGGCGGUACCAAGCUGGUGUUAAUGAAUAUUAACUGACAAACUUUGUCUGGGAAAGGUCAUUAAAAAUAAACAUUGACCCAAGACUGUAUUUAGCUGACAUUAAGGUACACUAGUUGGAUAUAAGCUGUGAUUGCUUAUAAGCUUAUACUUGCUUAUAAGCUUAUACUUGCUUAUAAGCUUAUAAUUAGCUUAUAAGCUUAUAAUUGCUUAUAAGCUGUUGGAUAUAAACUGAAGAUGGAACCGACUAGCAGGGCUACUGAUAGCAAAAAUGGGCAUUAGUAUCAUCAUUACAAUUGUAAUAAACACAAAAUCUAACUAAAAUUAUCAAGUGAUUAGUUGAUAUUGAUGGUGAUGUAAGUUUCAAAGUUGAUCUCAUGAUCUGGAAUAGGUCUGUAGAGAAAUUAGCAAUUUGACGAGGUGCUGUAUUUAGUUGAAUGCGAUAACACAAGAAUGGUUAUCAAUGAAAAUUUUGGAAACUGGAAUUUUCAAGUUUGAUUAUGAAAUUUAGUGGUACAGGUAAACAGUACAGAUCCUUCAAACAACAUACUGAAUUUAUAUAAUUAUCAGAAAAAAUUCCAAAUUGAAUGCUGUCAACCAACCCGAAGACUUCUGCUAAUACAAAUAUUGUCAACUGGGUGAAAUGAAAUAAAUUUUUAUUAUGCGGAGUUAGGACUUUUAAGUCCUCUCUACCAAUCAACCUUAACUCAACCUCUGUUCACGGGUGAACAGCUAGAAGGAAAAUCAAUGAGAGCUACUAUCCAAAAAUUAUUUCCAUCUGUAGGCUAGUUAGCUGAUAGUGAUUAUGACCAAAUACAGAACUAAUUAGGUACAUUGGAUUUUGGUGGACAAACUUGGUUGAGGCCUGUAUUAUGACUGUAUGGUGUACCUUUGAUUCAAUUCAACUGUGUUAUCAUUCGUGAAAACUUUUUAGUGAAGGGGAAAAAUGUCAAUGACAGUGAAAUACAUUAUUGUUUCAAACUUAAGAUAAAACGUAAGAUAGAAUUGAGGGAUUCAAAUUUAUAUAUUACCUACUCAAUUACAAUGACAGUGAAAAACAUUAUUGUUUAAAACUCAAAAUAAAACGUAAGAUAAAAUUGAGGGAUUCAAAUCUAGAUAUCGCCUACUCAAAUGAAUGAAUUGAAAAAUAAAUUUGGAGCUGAUCAAAGAGAAACUAUCAAUAUUUCAAAUCUGAUGAAUAACUAACUUCCACAUAACAAUUGUAACGGAUAUUCAUUCUACAAUAAUUGUAGAAAAUUAUUCAUAAUAACAAUCGGAUAUUCAUUCUAUAAUAUUGUAGGAAUCAAUUAUAAAAUUGAAUUCAUUCUACAAUUGUAACAGAUUAUCAUUUUAUAAAAAUGCGUAAUUCAAUCUGAGCUUACGUCAAAUUCAUAAUAAAACUUUCCAAACUACAUGUAUCACUAAUAAAAUUAGUAGAAUUGAUGGUGAUGUUGUGAAAUCUCUCCAUAAUAAUAAAAACAAAGAUAUUGUCAAAUUUCAUAAUCUGAAUAAUAAAAUUUGACAAUAUCUUUGUUUUCUUAUUACAUGUAUCACGUUUUGAAAAUAUAUUAAAACUCGCUUUUAGUAGGCUGACACAACUCAUCAAACAACAACAAAUUAGAAUCGUUAGUAAAGUUCAUCAUAUUCAUUACAUUAUUAAAUCAUGUCUAUCAACAGUAUUCUAGUGAGCUAUUUAUUAUAUUAUUUUGUAAAUACAACGUUAUUGUUAUUUUUUAAAACGUAAAAAUGAGAAUAAAGGACAUAAAAUUC